GUCACCAGUGUGAGUAUGGCUGGGAAAGUGGUAUGUCACCACAUUCGGAGUUGGAUCCGGGUGCGGGGAAUCAUCCGUUACUUUCAUUAAAUCUGUAUCCCGUUGGUGUGCGACUGUGUCUACGCUUUCUUGUCCACCUGUCCCUGGGUAUUUCAUCCUCUAUACAUCUUACACGGCGCUAAAACCAACAUACGUCAUCAGUGGUGUGUAACUCGAAUGAGACGUCCCUUCGCGAGUAUAUAUCAAAGUUGACGCGGCGGGACUCGAUUCGCCACACUCAACUUGCCCACCAUGCCACGAAUUAAACGGAAAACUAAAGAAGAGGAUCUCACUCGAGUCCGCAACAAUCAGCGUCGCUGUAGACAGCGAAAACGCGACUAUGUAGCGGAGCUGGAGCGCAGACUUGCAUCCAUGGAGGACACUACUUCUCGAGAGAUCAAAAGACUGCAGUCUACUGUGGAUGAGCUUCAGCAAGAAAACGAGAGGCUGAUAGCGUUGCUCUCUUCUGGACGUACUGACUACGGUUCUAUCGGACCCAGCGGACAGGCGGAGAGCGAGAACAAUGCAUUAAGAGAUACGAGCAGUGGCCUCGUCCCUUUGAGGGAUACAUCCAUCUUGGGGCCUGCAGAGAACAUAACUCCAAAAGACAUUUCCCAACUCGAUCUGUACACACCACCAUACGCACCUCUUGGCAAAUUCAAGGAUUUCCUCCAGGCAUCCAGCUGUCCCCCAAUCUCUCCUGAAGUGGAGCUGGAUCCUGAAUCCUUACUUCUACUAGAGCAGAGUGUGAUGGACACGACCAUUAGCACAGGGGUAUCGAAAGACGAGUAUCAAGAUACAACCGUGUGUGCUGUGGCCCUGGAGCUAGUUAUGAAUUGCAACACAAAAAACUUGAGUAUUACGGAGCUUGAUAUGCGGCUUCGAUGCGGGUAUCGGAGUGCACAGUUUCAGUGGGAAGGCUGCAGGGUCGACAAUCAGGUUUUGUUCGCUGUGCUUGCUGAGGUUAUGAGAUGAUUGAGCUGGUUUUGCUGGAGCAGACAGCCCAUUUUGUUUCAUUAUAGCCACGCGAGGGAACAGAGGUUGCAUUGUCACUAGCCAUCGCCAGAUAUUUGUAUUUGACCUAAAUAGUUGUAUUUUCCUUAAUGACUAGUCGCAACAAUGUU
Molecule: messenger RNA, 1163 nt
Organism: Aspergillus pseudonomiae
Lineage: Eukaryota; Fungi; Ascomycota; Eurotiomycetes; Eurotiales; Aspergillaceae
Product: bZIP transcription factor
Exons: 3
Coding region: 292-1014 (240 amino acids)
Source: RefSeq, a predicted model, not a curated record